AUGGCGGUCGAGCAGACUGGCCAACCGUGCUGGCGCUUCAAGAAAAAGGAGGAGAAGAAUGGUCGUGGCUACUGUCCGAUGCACCGCACAGAUGCCCACGACUUGACCGAAUGUAAAGUCAUGUGGGGCAUCAUCGACAAGGAGCUUGGAGAGCGUAAAUCCAGGCACGAAGAGGAUGUUGAGGACGAGGGCAACCCUGACAAGUUGGCAUGGGCAAAGCCAGUACUCUCUUGCACUUGCACCCCACACCCCACCCCCUCCAAAAAAAUAUAUAUAUUUUCAACCAAAACGUACGCCCGACGACCAGCUCCGCGCCAUACUUUAAACGAGCGAGCACCGAGAAGGCGAGGGAAGCAAGCCAACUCCAUCGGACAAGCCCGCACCCUCACGAGACACCGGCCGUCUCUCGCGGCGAGCGCCACCGCGUCGUGUGAUUGUGUCAACAUGAGGUGCCGGCUGUUUGUGUGCCUCCUCCUCCUCCUCGCGCUCGCGGGGCAGCGGGCGGCUGUGGCGCUGGAGUACGCGGCCAUCUUCAACUUUGGGGACUCCCUCGUGGACGCCGGCAACCUCGUCGUGGAUGGCAUCCCGGACUACCUCGCCACGGCGCGCCUGCCGUACGGCAUGACAUACUUCGGCUACCCCACUGGACGAUGCUCCGACGGCCGCCUCGUCGUCGACUUCAUCGCGCAGGAGCUGGGGCUGCCACUUCUGCCGCCGUCCAAGGCGCGCAACGCGACGUUCCACCGUGGCGCCAACUUCGCCAUCACGGGCGCCACGUCGCUGGACACGCCCUUCUUCCAGAGGCGCGGGCUGGGGCACACGGUCUGGAACUCGGGCUCCCUGCACACCCAGAUCAAGUGGUUCCAGGACAUGAAGCCCUCCAUCUGCAACUCCCCGCAAGAGUGCCGGGACCUGUUCCGGCGGUCGCUCUUCAUCGUGGGCGAGUUCGGCGGGAACGACUACAACUCGCCGCUCUUCGCGUUCCGCCCGCUGGAGGAGGUGCACACCUUCGUCCCGCACGUGGUUGACUCCAUCGGCAAGGGCAUCGAGAAGCUGAUCGCGGAGGGUGCGGUGGAGCUGGUGGUGCCCGGGGUGCUGCCCAUCGGUUGCUUCCCCGUGUACCUGUCCAUCUUCCGCAAGCAGCCUGAGAUGUACGGCGGGCGGAGCGGGUGCAUCAAGGACCUCAACACGCUGUCGUGGGUGCACAACGCCGCGCUGCAGCGCAAGAUCUCCGAGCUCCGGGCCAAGCACCCCGACGUGCGCAUCAUGUACGCCGACUACUACACGCCGGCCAUCCAGUUCGUUCUCCGCGCCGAGAAAUAUGGAUUCCUUCGGCAGACGCCGCGGGCGUGCUGCGGGGCGCCGGGCGUGGGGGAGUACAACUUCAACCUCACCUCCAAGUGCGGCGACCCGGGGGCGUACGCGUGCGAGGACCCCUCCAACCACUGGAGCUGGGACGGCAUCCACCUCACCGAGGCGUCCUACGGCCACAUCGCGAAGGGCUGGCUCUACGGGCCCUUCGCCGAUCCGCCGAUCCUCGACACCCGGCGCCAAGGUUAACAUCUUCAUCCGGCGCCGGUCGGUCGGUACAGGAUGCUUGGAUAGGAGACACCUGGGUGUUGAUUAUUGUAGAGGGGAAAGGAAAGGAAAGGAAACCAAGAGAACAAACAAACAAGCGUGCCCUGUUCAGAUUAAUUAAUUGGUUUUGAUAAUGAUUUAAUAAUUAAUAAUUAAUUACAAAUAAUGUAUAUCCUGAAGGUA
Messenger RNA from Phragmites australis (common reed), 1761 nucleotides. RefSeq names its product GDSL esterase/lipase At5g45910-like. The record is from RefSeq and is a predicted model, not a curated record. The coding region runs from base 1 to 1560 and encodes 519 amino acids. The transcript has 5 exons. Lineage: Eukaryota; Viridiplantae; Streptophyta; Magnoliopsida; Poales; Poaceae. Gene Ontology annotation, molecular function: hydrolase activity, acting on ester bonds.